AUGGGAAGGGCAAAGAAGCACGUGCCAGUUCUCCAGGUGAAGAAACCCCAGGUGUGGCUGCUGGACGCUGAGUGCGGUGCAGGUGUGGAGGAACCAGAUCUGCCCCCGACCCAGCGAAGGGGGCGUGGCCGCCCCCCCCCCCGCCCGGGGAAGUUCACCUUGCGCCCCCCACCCCCGGAGGCAGAGGCGCGCCCGGCCCGGCCCGGCCCGCUCCGUGCGCACAGCCGCGCGCGCCUUGGCCGGCUGAGAGAGGCGCCCGGGCGCCGGAUGGCUCUGCUCGCCCGCUCCGCGGCGCCCGGCCCGGCUCGCCAGAGGCUCCGCCCGCGGGGCUGCGGCAGCGGGGCGCUGCUCGACCGCUUCGGGGUGCUGGUCCAGGCGCUGCUGGCCGUGGCGGCGUUCGGCACGCUCAUGCUUAAACGGUUUAAGGAACCAAAAGCAGAGAGGCGACCCUGGAGAAUAUGGUUUUAUGACACUUCGAAGCAAGCGAUAGGAGCAGUCUUCAUCCACGUUGCCAACGUGUUCCUCUCUGAUCUGACGGAGGAAGAUCCCUGCUCGCUCUAUCUAAUGAAUUUCCUCCUGGAUGCCACACUGGGGAUGCUCGGGGUCUGGACUGGUGUGAAGGUGGUGUCCUGGAUUGUAGAGAGGCGGAAAUACACCCAUCUUGUCUUUGGCGAGUAUGGUGAUCCCCCACAGGCAGGUGCUUGGAUUGGCCAGUGCACACUCUAUUUGCUAAUAAUGGUCUUUGCAAAGACAGCAGUCGGCCUCCUCUUGCUCAUCCCUGGCUGGAGAAAACUUCAGGAAAUUCUUCUGGACUACAUGCCUGACCCGCAGAUGGAGCUGGUGUUGAUGAUGCUCGUGGUGCCUUUUACGGUCAAUGCUGCCACAUUCUGGGUGGUGGACAGCCUGAUCAUGAAGAAGCACAAGCAGAAGGAAAUCCUGAAAUUUGAAAGCAGCCGCAGGAUGGAGGACUCACAGGCUUUGAAAGAGGAACAGUACCAGGCACUGCUCUGUCCAGCCUUGGAUUUUGACCGUUCCAGAGGCAAUGCAGACCUGUUGGGCUCUCUCCCCCAUGGAAUGAACUCUUCGAUAAAGCAACCGGACUUUCAGGAUACGCUUGGACAAGGAUUCGUAACCAAGCUAAAUGGAGGGGAAAGCGACCACUGUUAGGAAAUCGCCGUAAACACACUGCUUGAAUUUGGUUUAAGCAGCUUCUUCUGGCUUUCGAGUUUCCAAGGAUGUGGAGGCGAGUGGAAGAUGUGAAAAGACUACGCACUUAAAGGGGGAUCACAAGGCAGCAACAUCAUAAUUUGACAUAUUUCCUCCUGGGAUGUCUUCCCUCUAUAGGACUUGCUAGGAGUAUAAUAGUGUGGGCAUUUUGGUGGAUGGAAGUUUACAAUUGUGGCUGUGUUUGGUUCACUGGCUCCUUCAAGAACAUGUUGGAUCAAUUUAAAUUAUAUCUUCUGGCUGGCCAGCUGGUGACAGUUUUACACUUGAGUUUGGUCCAAAAUGCCAAUCAAAACCUUGUAUCUUUUUUAAUAAGAACUGAAAUCAUUUGCCUUGCACUGAAAUGCACAUGAACGCACAGGUUGCUUGUUCAUUGCAGCCUCCUAUAUUUAAAAAAGCCUUCGGGGCUGCCCUUAUUGUCUCAACUUUUUACACAUUUU
Molecule: messenger RNA, 1664 nt
Organism: Varanus komodoensis (Komodo dragon)
Lineage: Eukaryota; Metazoa; Chordata; Lepidosauria; Squamata; Varanidae
Product: store-operated calcium entry regulator STIMATE-like
Exons: 9
Coding region: 1-1167 (388 amino acids)
Cellular component (GO): membrane
Source: RefSeq, a predicted model, not a curated record